GUGUAACGUUAUGCUGAGAGAACAACACAUCCAUCCAGCCCUGUGCGGAAGUCUGACUCCACCUCAGGAGAGGCACAGUAGUAGGGCAGGGGCUCAGUCUCCUGGAGCAUGGUUUGAGGCGCAUUCAAUCCAUAACCUAAUACACAAUAACAGCACAGGGGCAGCAGAACGCAGGGGUCCACCACGACCCUUGGAGGACAGACUACACAACAGCACCAGAGGAACAGUGAUGGGAGGAACCAGGAGAUACGCAGAAACAAGGAACAGUGAUUUUGCUUAUUUGCUGGAUCAGGAAACGGAGCUGGGGAACAACAACAACAACCUGCUGUGGUCUCUGGGACAACUGCCAGACUAUGAGUCCUCCAGUCUGGACUACAUGCUGGCCCUCAGCCUGCAGAGUGAAGGUGACUUGGAGGACCCCCGUCAGGAGGGCGUGUGGACUGAUGUGUGGGACCGUCACCUGGGAAGGACACCAGCCCAUAGCAAUCUCACUUCCCAGCUCCCCUCCAACACUAAAAACAACUGCACUGCGGCCUCCCCUAAAAUCAAUCCGUCCGUGGGCCACAGCCCCUCCUCAAACAUCAUGCUACCUUGUGAGUUCUGUGAAGAGCUCUUUCCAGAGGAAGACCUUAUCUUACACCAGACCGGCUGCAGCCCAGCCUCUGCUAUUGCUUCCUUCAGUAAACAAGCUCCUUCUCUUCAAAAUGAAGAAAUUAUCACUCAAGGGGCUAGUCAUGUCAUUCCUCCCCACACACCCAGUCCGCCCACCCUGCCCCUCUCCGUUUCGCCGCUCUCCUACAGUUCCUCCUCCAGCCCAGCUGAGGGCGACGUACUCAUUCCUUGUGAGUUUUGUGGUGUUGCCUUGGAAGAGGAUGUGCUCUUUCACCAUCAGGACAAGUGUGACCUCCGGCCCCAGACAGCUUAUUCAAUCGACAGAUUGUCUCCACUGAAACCACACCACACCACCAAAGAGGCCCACGAGAGGCAGAGAAGGGUGAGACAUCAAGCUGACCCUGAUGAGGAGCUCCUGCAGCAGACGGCUCACGGGUGGCAGAAAGGCACCUCAGGUUUGGACCAGUGGCUGCCCUCAGCCUACAGUAACACAAAGAACACGAAUGCUGAGCAGCAGGUGAAGAGCAGGAACCAAAGUGGCAGAGCAGUAGAAGCCAACACGUACCUCAAUGACAGCCUCAAGCCCCGUUCUACAACCACUUCGGGACCUCCACACAGAGGAAGACUGGAAGGUAGAAGGAGUGAUAAAAACACAGAGACACCGAAGGUGCCUAAAAAACAUAAUGUUGAAAAAGAGGAGUAGAAGAAAAGGGGAAAGAGUCUCACCAAUCUUCUGAGUCUCUGUAACUUAAAGCAGUGACCUGUUAUUACUGUCUAUAGACUAUUAUGUUUGUGUCUGUAAAACAUGUACAUGUCCAGGUGAAUUUAUCAAUUCUUUGGCUUGUAUUUCUUUAAUUGGACUAGGUUUUUUUUCUUCAUUGUAUUUUUUUCUAUGGUGUUUGUAUGUGAUUUUAAAUGUUGUUUUGAGCUUUGCUAUUUUAUCUUUGUUUCAAAGACGUUGGAAAAAGUUUUUUUUUUUUUUUACACACAUUA
This is a messenger RNA of Sinocyclocheilus anshuiensis, 1605 nucleotides long. RefSeq names its product TRAF-type zinc finger domain-containing protein 1-like. Bases 11 to 1315 code for a protein of 434 amino acids. The transcript has 7 exons. Gene Ontology annotation, cellular component: mitochondrion. The record is from RefSeq and is a predicted model, not a curated record. Lineage: Eukaryota; Metazoa; Chordata; Actinopteri; Cypriniformes; Cyprinidae. Gene Ontology annotation, biological process: negative regulation of innate immune response.